Kwoniella botswanensis is the source of this 660-nucleotide messenger RNA. RefSeq lists its product as uncharacterized. Bases 1 to 660 code for a protein of 219 amino acids. Lineage: Eukaryota; Fungi; Basidiomycota; Tremellomycetes; Tremellales; Cryptococcaceae. The transcript has a single exon. The record is from RefSeq and is a predicted model, not a curated record.
AUGCCCAGCUUAGAUCCCUCAGACUUGGCCUCCCUCUUCUCCCAACCCUCCUCAUCCACCUCCCUCACCUCCUACCUCCAAUCACUCUCCUCCGCUUCUCCUCUACCAGAACCUGAAAUCAAGUCAUACCCAGAUACGAUCUACCACAACUACUAUCCCCUCGGUCUUUCACUAGCAUUUCAUCCUGCUAAGGGACUCGACUCAAUAGACAUCUACAAUCCAUCACCUCAUCCUCAACCUAAACGAGCCAAUCAGAAACCAGCACCUGUAUAUUCCUCACCACCCGAGAUCAUACUCCAUUUUCCAACAGAUAGUAUGUCCCUCCCACCUAAGAAAGAAGGUGAAAAGCCCCUAUCCAUACCUCGACAGACCACAUUCAAGCUUCUGCCGAAUAGUACAGGAAGAGAUCUCGUAAGUCAUCUUGGAGAACCUACCAGGAAAGGAUCAGGGGGAUGGACAGGUCUAUGGUUAGAGUGGUCUUCAGUAGAGCUAAAGGGGAAGGAAGGGGAAGUAAAAGUCGGUAUAAUGGUUGAGUUGAGAGAUCCAGGUGCGAACGAACUUUUGACUGAAGAAGGGAGGAAGAAAGGUAUGGGAGGUGUUUGGGAAAGAGCUUCGAGGUGGGAAUGGAGUAAUAUCAAGUUCUUCAAAGUGGAUCAGUGA